AUGGCAUCGAUGAAGUUUAAUCUACCGCUGUUGGAUUACAAGACGAGAUUUGCACUGUGGCAAGUUAAGAUGCGGGUGAUUCUGGCACAAUCUUCGGAUCUUGAUGAGCGCUGGACGGUUUUGGAGGAAAAGGGCAGAAGUCAUGGACCGCUGAAGAGAAGCGGAAGGAUCGAGAAAACUGUCGCAGAACUUUGGCUCAAGCUGGAAUCGAUCUGUAUGUUUAAGGAUCUAACCAGUAAGAUGCACGUGAAGAUGAAGUUGUUCAUGCACAAGCUGCAAGAAGGUGGUUCGGUGAUGAACCACUUAUCGAUCUUUAAGGAGAUCGUUGCCGACCUAGUGUCGAUGGAGGGCGAAGUGUUGCAGGUUAGAGGCAGGCCCAAGCAGAAAACAUACAACAACAACAAUAAUCGAGACAAGAGCAAGAAUGAUAAAGGUCAUUCUAAGUCUAGAGGUAGGGGUAAGUUCUACAGUUCUUACGAGUCUAUGCAGAGUGGAGAUGUCGUGCGUAUAGGAGAUAACAACCCACGUGUGAUUGUGGGUAUUGGCUCCGUUCAGAUCAAGAUGCAUGAUGGCAUGAUACGCACACUGAAAGAUGUGAGACACAUACCAGGGAUGGCCAGAAAUCUUAUCUCUCUCAGCACACUUGAUGCCGAGGGAUACAGACACUCCGGUUCAGGUGGAGUGUGUAAGGUAUCAAAAGGUUCUCUCAUUCAUAUGAUAGGUGAUAUGAAUUCAGCAAAGUUAUAUGUUCUUAGAGGAAGUACUUUACAUGGUUCCGUCACUGCUGCUGCUAUUUCUAAUGAUGAACCAAGUAAAACUAAUCUCUGGCAUAUGCAUCUUGGGCAUAUGAGUGAACUUGGUAUGGCAGAAUUGAUCAAGAGAGACCUGUUGGAUGACUGCACUAUGGGUAAGAUGAAGUUCUGUGAGCAUUGUGUUUUUGGUAAGCACAAGAGGAUAAAAUUCAAUGCAUCUGUUUAUACCACCAAAGAAAAGUGUGGCCUUACUUUCUAA
Molecule: messenger RNA, 1011 nt
Organism: Miscanthus lutarioriparius
Lineage: Eukaryota; Viridiplantae; Streptophyta; Magnoliopsida; Poales; Poaceae
Source: the annotation of a GenBank genome assembly